This is a messenger RNA of Calypte anna (Anna's hummingbird), 1143 nucleotides long. Its product is annotated as calcium/calmodulin-dependent protein kinase type IV. NCBI's taxonomy places the organism in Eukaryota, Metazoa, Chordata, Aves, Apodiformes, Trochilidae. The coding region runs from base 1 to 1143 and encodes 380 amino acids. The record is from RefSeq and is a predicted model, not a curated record. The transcript has 11 exons. Gene Ontology annotation, biological process: protein phosphorylation. Gene Ontology annotation, molecular function: calcium/calmodulin-dependent protein kinase activity; ATP binding; calmodulin binding.
AUGCCCUCCUCCAGCACCGGAACCGAGUAUUGGAUCGAUGGCUCCCGCCGGGAGACAGCCCUGGAGGAUUUCUACAUCGUGGGCCCGGAGCUGGGACGGGGAGCCACCUCGGUGGUGUUCAGCUGCCAGGAGAAGGGCACGGGCACUCCCUAUGCUGCCAAGAUCCUGAAGAAGACAAUUGACAAAAAAAUCGUGAGGACGGAGAUCGGGGUCCUGCUGAGGCUCUCACACCCCAACAUCAUCAAGCUGAAGGAGAUCUUCGAGACACCCUCUGAGAUCGUCCUCGUCCUGGAGCUGGUGACAGGAGGGGAGCUCUUUGACAGGAUCGUGGAGAGGGGAUUCUACAGCGAGCGGGAUGCAGCCCACGUGGUCAAGCAGAUCCUGGAAGCUGUUUGGUAUCUGCACAAAAAUGGAGUUGUCCACAGGGACCUGAAGCCUGAGAACCUGCUCUAUGCAGACCUCUCCCCUGAUGCUCCCCUUAAAAUCGGUGACUUCGGGCUCUCCAAGAUCGUGGAUGACCAGGACACCAUGAAAACCGUCUGUGGGACCCCGGGGUACUGCGCCCCUGAAAUCCUCCAGGGGGGUCCGUACGGCCCCGAGGUUGACAUGUGGUCCGUGGGGGUCAUCACUUACAUCCUGCUCUGCGGUUUCGAGCCUUUCUUCGACCCCCGGGGGGAUCAGUACAUGUACGGCCGCAUCCUCACCUGCGACUACGAGUUCGUGUCCCCCUGGUGGGACGAGGUUUCCCUGAACGCCAAGGACCUGGUGAGAAAGCUGAUUGUGCUGGACCCCCAGAAGAGACUGACGGUCCAGCAGGCACUGGAGCACCCCUGGGUCACCGGGAAAGCCGCCAAGUUUGCCCACAUGGACAGCACGCAGAGAAAGCUGCAGGAAUUCAACGCCAGGAGGAAGCUGAAGGCUGCCAUGAAGGCCGUGGUGGCUUCCAGCCGCUUGGGCAACCACGGCCACCACGACUGCUCCCGCAGUGGCCGCAGCCGGGGGGGGGGACACCCCGGGGACACCCGCCUGCCCCAGGGCACAGGGACCCCCGGCCCCGAAGCCACCAACACGGCCACCCCCGAGGAGCUGGAGGCUUUUCCCAGCGAUGUCCCUGCCGUGUCCGAGGGUCCCAUGAAGAGCUGA